GAUCUGCGCUUCUGCUUUUCUGCCUCGCUGCUGGCUGUGCUCCAGCAUCUCUCUGUGCCUCUCUUGUGAGCCCACUCCACUCCACUCCACUCCAGCCUAUGUCUCCCCCUGUGGGGACUGAUAGCCAGCCUGCUUGCCUGGCUGUUGCUGCUGCUGCUACUGCUGCUGCUGUUGCUGUUGCUGCUGUCAGAACAGUGGAGCUGUCUGCUGCCACACUGCUACAACACUACCGCUCUGCCUCGCUUAUGCCUUCUGCCUUUUGCCUUGCUGGAUAAUCACCAGUGAGUCUGCCGGAGAAAGCGACAGAGGACAGGAAGGCAGGGAGGGAGGGAGGGAGGGAGGGAGGGAGAGCGACACAGAGCCUCUACUUCAUUCAACUGCUGCAUUAUCCUGGAGGUCUUUCCCUUUGAUUUUCUAGGCUGCACAAGGAAGAACUGGACAGGAGGAAGCUCCCUUAAGGAAUUUAUCCUCCUCUCUCUGUGCUUCCUCCCUCUGUUCAUUCCUGGGACAGAGUGCAGAGGAGGAGAGAAGAGGGAGGGACUGAAAGCAGGACUUCAGUCUCUGCCUUCAGCUGCACAGCUCAGUGUCCCACCUCGCUCACACAGACAAACACACACUGACAUACACAUAUUCUCCAUAAACUGGACUCUCAGACUGAAGAAACUGGCAGAGACACACACAACAGAUUGACACUACACACACAGACAUAUACACACACACACACAUACACACACACGUUCUGUGCUCAGAGAGACAAGAUCACAGACAGACAGACGGACAGACAGGUGGUGUCAUGGCGUCAGUGGACAGCACCGGUUCGAGUGUCUCUGGUCGGCUGAGAUCAGGGGAUCUACUUCAUGCUGGUCUAGCAGUUACACUGCUACUGGGUGUAUGGAGUGUUGGUGGAUUGGAGGUCUCAACAGGGAAAGUGUCUUCAAUUGAAGCAAUGAACGGCUCCACAGUCUUACUUCCUUGCACCUACUCCUCCUGUAUUGGCAUUAAAAACCUGUACUUCAACUGGCACUAUAAUGACAACGGAACCAUGAUCAAGCUAUGUCAAGCAACGAUUCCAAUUGAGGGUGUAGAGCCCAGGGUCAGUGUGAAUCACGAUCGUGUGGAGUUUGUCGGCUCAUCAAAGAAUAACAACAUCUCCAUCCUGCUGUGGAACAUCACCUUUGAAGAUGAAGGACAAUACAUCUGUUUCGCAAGGAACCCAAAAGAGAAGAAUCGCAACCACAGUGCCAUCUUCACUCUUAAAGUGGUGGACCAAAUGAAGGAGGUUGACAAUACUUUGACGGUCAUCAUUGUCUCGGUGCUGGGUGGAGUCAUUGGCUUAGUUAUCAUUGCCAUGGUGAUAAAGGCUUUGGUUGCUCACUUCCUGCUGAAGGAUGAUGAGAAAAAUAAAGAGUGCCUGGUGAGCUCGUCAGGGAAUGACAACACAGAAAAUGGACUUUCAGGAGCCAAAGCUGAAAACAAAGGGACACCAAAGGCAUGAGCAAAAUGCAAAGUAUGUCUGUAUGUUUGUAUAUAUGUUAGACAAAUGUACACGUUCAGAGGAAAUGCUGUUAUCAGUGGACUGUUUUAUCUUACUAGUGGCUAACAAAUACAUGUAAAUGUCUAUUUUAAAUCAUGCUUGAAGUUUGGUAAGUGUGAACUGUGCACAGAUCUGGAUCACUUUGACCUACACGGCAGCCCAUUUGUUGCACAGCGUACAGCCAGCGUAAUCAAAUCCUACUCUACAUGUUAAUAGAACCUGACGUUUUAUCACCAGUAGAGCCCAACGUCGAUUAUCUUUGCCCCCCAUUUGAUAUACUUGGUAGUUUUGGAAUAUAACUGCAUGUUAUUACUAUUACUGAGUACUAUAAAAAAAAAACUGCCCUCCAGUUGAUUUUAUUUUUCAAUAGUCAACUGUCCACUAACAGACUCAGUUGCCAAGAUGUUUCUGAUACAUAACUGGAGCAGCAGUUAUGGGGCUCUGGUGUAAACCUCAAUGCCAAGUCAAACCUGGACCCAAACAAACCUGGCCAGUGAGAACAAAAAAAAAAAAAAAAAAAUUCCGAUGCCAUGAUGGGAUUGCCUAUACCUGUCUAUGAACUGCCAUGAUGUCAACUAAGAACAGCACAAAACUGCUCGCAAGCUUCUGACUUUAAACUGCGAUACGGCAAAUAGCUGUCUGUUUAUUCUCAAAUGUUCUGCCAUGAACAAAACUUUUACAUACAGAUAAGAGAGUGAAAAAGGUAAUGAACAGGGAACAUAGUUUAGUUUCAACGUAUAUUUAAUAGAUAAGUUUUUAAAGCUGCAUUUUAACAUUUAAAUAUCUGACUGAACGGUACUUCACAAACUAAUGUUGGAUUGCUAUAAGGGUCUUUUUUCAGGCCUUUUGACUUGACCUAAAUAUCAACCUUAACCACUGCCAUGCCAGCCUGAACUUCAAGUUACAUGUUUACCACUGGGUCCACAUCUGACACACAUCUGAGGUGAUGGGUUCAUUGAUGUCGAUGGCUGACUAAGCUGACAACUGGGCUUCCCACGGUGACUGAAGGAUCCAGUUCUGCACAGUUUUUAUUUAUUUUUUUUUCUUUUUUGUUUUGCUUUAGAUGAAACACAGGUGCCUGUUUUGCUUCUGCUCCCUCUGCUGGUGGGAGGAUAAAAACACAGAAAAUUUAUAAAAAACCCAAACCCUCCUCAAAGACAAUCCCCAGACUCCCCAGCUCCCUAUAGAAAGGAAUGAACUUAAUCAUGCUGCUUCUGACUAAUAACCAAUGCAUUUUUAGCAUGUGCGCAUUUUAUAUAAAUUCAUGUAAGUAUAUGUUGUCUAGCACCACGAUACAGAACCAUGUCUGUAUGUCUCCAUAUUGUCCCAUUUAACCCUUCACUACAACCUUAACUGACUGAAGCACUGUCAUUGCUUGAAAAGUACCUCCUAAAACGGCUACCACUUAAAUCCACCCCUUUAACUAGGUCAGGUUGAUCAAAGGUUCUUCGCCUUUUAGAAUAAAGGCCUGUAUAAACAUGUGAAAUACAUUAACACCCAUUGAAAUUUAUUAUUUACCUUACAAUUGUAACAUGCAACUGAACAAGUGUCAGACAAGAUUAAGACAUUAGCACUUUUGCUACAGGAAUCAAGGGGAGAGAGGAAAAUGUGCAGUUCUCUGAUUACCAAUAUACAAUCCACGUUUCUGCAUUCGUACGCAGACUCUAACUGACUAAAUAAAUCCAAUACUUGUCACACAGGUCAGUUGAUACUGCCUCAGUGAUACAGGUAGCACAGCACUGGGACAGGUCACUGUUAAAGAAUGUAAAGACUCUGUCAGGGAAUGCAAAUAUAUUGUCUGAAAUGUAUAUAUUUAAAUUCACUACAAAGAUGUUGAUAUAAUAGUAUUAUUACCAAAUGAAUGUGUGAAUAUCCCAGUGGGAUAAAGGCUGACUGUCCUUGGCUGGAAACAGAUAGUUUGACAACUAUCUUCGCUCUGUGUCACAAAACAAACAGAAAAAUCCUAAAGUGUUAUGCUCAGUUCCUCAUCACUCAGAUCUAAUUUGCUUGUGAACACUUUCUGUAAUUGUAAACAUGAGAAUUUAAGAUUGUAAAAUGUUGGCUGUCUAUUCUGAAUACUACCAGAAGCUAUGAAUGCUGUUUAUUUUUUUAAUCUAAGUUGAGUAUAGUUUUAAAAGGUUUAGUGGAAGUUAGUGAUUGAGAAUAGGAACCCAAAUAUAUUAUAUAAUUGUAUUUACGUGAACUUUUAUGUCAAAUAUGCUUAAAUGUAAACACCAACCUAAACUAUGAAUAAGAAGAGUCUUGGUUACACUACUUUUACUUCUUCCCUGUUACAAAACAAGAGCUGAGAUACCGAGACGACAGUAGAACAGGCUGAGUAUGUGACUCGGGGUCACCUCUGUGAAAUUGGCAGACAUGCCCUGUCACACCCUCACACAUGACUGGGAUGACUAUGACAGCUGAACUGAGCGCUACACACCAACAUGUGCACGUAAACACAUGCCUACACAUAUUUACAUAUUAAGAGCUACUUUGAUACCAGAGUGUAGUACACUGGCCUUGCAUACAAACAAUACAGCACUUUACCACUGUUCAGGGUGGCUGCACAAAACAGAAAACCAUAAAAAAGUGACUUCACAGUCAUAAUUUACUUCAUGACAUAUUUUAAGAGUUGACAAAAAAAACAACAUCUUCACUUUUUUUAAUACUUUGACUAAGUACCUGACAACAGCAUUGUGUCAAAAUUGUUUUAUAACUGUCGAACUACAUUUUUGUCUCACUGGAACAGCGCUCUGUGUGGCAAGAUUUUAUUUUAUUUUUCUAACUGUUCACUUCUGUCCGUCUGCUGCUCUCUGAAACUGGAGUGCAUUUCCCUUCUUGCUUUCAAUGGAAGCAAUAAGACAGACAUCAGAUUAUGCAAUAACCUGUUUUAUGGCACUUUAUAGAUGUGUCUGGACUGGCUGUGAUGGAUCUGUCCAAGGCACUGUUCAUUGUAUGUAUCUACAUAGUUAUAGUAAUGUAUCUGGGUUUGACUAAUGUAUUGCCAUUAGGCUCUUAUAUCUACUGUACAUUAGACAGAUUUAUCUGUAAUGGAUCAAUCUAUAUUAGGUCCCAUUUACACUUGGCAUAAAAUUUCCUGUGCAAAUGAAAGAUAUAUCAAGAACUGUGAAGCGUGAAGCUACUUUAUAGACACGUAUGACCUCUCCCUUUUAUUUCCCAAGGACGACUCCACAGUAAAUUUUUGAUAAUGUCUGCAAUUGAAUAUUCAUGUACUUAUAUGAACACCAACCAAGGUGUGUAACCAUUGACAGGAAAUCAGAAAAUCUAUAAUCACAUAAGAAAUAGCUGGAGGAGUAUGGAAAAUU
This is a messenger RNA of Sphaeramia orbicularis (orbiculate cardinalfish), 4860 nucleotides long. Its product is annotated as sodium channel subunit beta-4-like. The transcript is spliced from 5 exons. Gene Ontology annotation, molecular function: sodium channel regulator activity; transmembrane transporter binding. Lineage: Eukaryota; Metazoa; Chordata; Actinopteri; Kurtiformes; Apogonidae. The record is from RefSeq and is a predicted model, not a curated record. Gene Ontology annotation, biological process: regulation of sodium ion transmembrane transporter activity; regulation of ventricular cardiac muscle cell membrane repolarization; cardiac muscle cell action potential involved in contraction. The coding region runs from base 794 to 1495 and encodes 233 amino acids. Gene Ontology annotation, cellular component: voltage-gated sodium channel complex; plasma membrane.